Messenger RNA from Linum tenue, 1290 nucleotides. Lineage: Eukaryota; Viridiplantae; Streptophyta; Magnoliopsida; Malpighiales; Linaceae. The record is from the annotation of a GenBank genome assembly.
CAAGGAAGGACGCCCAAUUCCACUUCCAUGAGAUCGGGCUUGAAGCCCAAUAGCUUGUCCACCUAUAAUUCAGCGCCCGGGAAGAAAUAAAAUCUCUCUACGGUUCUUUGUUCUUUCGACGCUCUCUUCUCUAUCUCUCUUCUUCUCGGCCUUGAAUUCACGAGUGUGAGGGUCGCUGUUGUGACGUGGCUUCAUCAUCAUCCGGUAAAACUACAACUCUUCUCUCUCUGCUCAACAGAGUUCCAUCAUCACUUUCAGAUCCGGAUCAAACCGUAAAAAUGGCAUCAACUUUCAGCGGCGACGAGACUGCUCCGUUCUUCGGCUUCCUCGGAGCUGCCUCCGCACUCGUCUUCUCCUGCAUGGGAGCUGCCUAUGGGACGGCGAAGAGCGGGGUAGGAGUGGCGUCGAUGGGAGUGAUGAGGCCCGAGCUGGUGAUGAAAUCCAUUGUUCCGGUGGUUAUGGCUGGUGUGUUGGGUAUCUACGGUUUGAUUAUUGCUGUGAUCAUCAGUACCGGGAUUAACCCUAAGGCCAAAUCUUACUACUUGUUCGAUGGAUAUGCUCAUCUCUCUUCCGGACUCGCUUGCGGUCUUGCUGGCCUUUCCGCCGGUAUGGCUAUUGGCAUCGUCGGGGAUGCUGGAGUGAGGGGCUAAUGCACAGCAGCCAAAGCUGUUCGUCGGGAUGAUCUUGAUCCUCAUUUUUGCUGAAGCACUGGCUCUGUACGGGCUUAUCGUAGGCAUUAUCCUCUCGUCCCGAGCUGGACAAUCCAGAGCCGAGUGAACAAACAGAGAGCCCAAGUCGCCUUUCUUCCAUGGGUGAUUGUAUCUUUAUUUUGCCUCAUCAUUAUUAUUAUGAAUCAUCUGAUAUUUUAGACUGCCCACGAUUUUUUGUUUAGCUUUCAGUCAGUGUACUGGCUAGACAGUUCCUGAGUAUUUCUUUCCUAUCACGUUAAAUGUACUACUAGAUACAGUUGUCUGUGUGGUAAUAAGUUUCUCUUCUGUUUCUGCUUCUGCUUCUGCUCAUUCGUGAUUUAGCCGGAUUAGGGCGAAUUCUAUAUAGCUAUUGAUGAUGCCCAACUUGUGAGUACAUUAUGAGAGCACAAGCUCACUGGGCGCAGGCUGCAAUGUUACAGGGUCGUAGUACAUUUGUGUUAUGGACUUAUGGUAUCUGAUACAUAUGGAAUGAGAAAGCUCAAUGAGUCAUCGAUCAUGGCGUAGUGUUUGAACGUUGGUAGUGCCCGAUUGUGAGCCAUGACAUACGGCGUCUUUAACCUCGAGUUAGGGUCCAAAGCUC